Messenger RNA from Acanthisitta chloris (rifleman), 859 nucleotides. RefSeq names its product discoidin, CUB and LCCL domain-containing protein 1-like. NCBI's taxonomy places the organism in Eukaryota, Metazoa, Chordata, Aves, Passeriformes, Acanthisittidae. The transcript is spliced from 8 exons. The record is from RefSeq and is a predicted model, not a curated record. The annotation marks the transcript as partial.
AUGCCAAGGAAUGGCUGUGGCCACACACUGCUGACCCCCCACAGUGGUACCCUGAGCUCCAAGAACUACCCUGGCACGUACCCCAACCACACCGCGUGCCGCUGGCGGCUGCACUCCCCCCCGGGCACCUCCCUGCUCCUGGCAUUUGGGGAUGUGGACCUGGAGCCCUCGGAGCACUGUGCCCACAGCUUCCUGCAGCUCACCGACCUCCAGGCUGGAACUACCUAUGGGCCCUACUGCAGGAACUCUGUCCCUUCCACCCCUUUCCUGGUGAUGAACUCCAGCACUGUGACUGUCCUGUUCAACAGCACCAGCCAUCGCUCAGGACGAGGCCUCCUUCUGUCCUAUGCCACCACACAGCACCCAGACCUGGUCUCCUGCCUGGUUCGAGGCACCCACUACACCCAGGAGCACAUCAGUGUGUACUGCCCUGCGGGCUGCAAGGACAUCGAUGGGGACAUCUGGGGCAACCCCAGCCAGGGCUACCGGGACACGUCGGUGCUGUGCAAGGCGGCCGUGCAUGCCGGGGUGAUCGCGGACGAGCUGGGCGGGCAGGUCACCCUGUCCCGGGAGAAGGGCAUCACCCUCUACGAGUCAGCCUCUGCCAACGGGCUCCACUCCAAAAGGGGAUCUCUCUCUGAGAAGAGGCUCAUAUUCCACAGAGCCUGUGAUGAUGCACUGGAGGUAGCUGCCUUCAACGCCUCAUCCUGGUGGCAUGAGAUGAAUGUGCUGGGCCAGGACAGGGCCUGGGUGGCUGAACGGGCAGCACUGGGCACUACUGGCCACUCCUGGGCAGCUGAACCUGGUGUUGAGGCUGCUUGGCUGGAGCUGGACCUGGGCACCCGCAGGAACAUCACAG